UUCAACAUUUCCGCACCAGCAGCAACGAUAACAACAAAAACAACAAGUAGAUAAACGCACGCUUGCAUUAACAACAGCGGUUUACCUUUGCCACGCAUAGUUCGGUUUUUUUGUUCAAUGUGCUACUAUUGAUAAACGCAGGCGCCGUAGGGCACGCGCUCACCUAAAAACGACAGAACAACAAAAAAAAGGCGCAACGCUAGCAAACCAGGAACAACAACAACAACUGGAAAAACUUCGCCACUCCACCACAAUUUGGGGCACCCAGCAACAGCCGUAGCAACGAAACCGACCGACGCGCAAGCAACGCGCUUGAGAUAUACGAAAUAUUCAAUAUUUUUGCCGUGCUUCCCAUAUUGUUUUCCUGAUUCCCCGCGUCCCAAAAAUUUCUAUCUAGUUGGUGUGAAAAAUUAUUGUGAAAGAGCCCGCACGCAAACAUACACACAUACACACAAAAAAUAAAGUGAGCAAAAAUUGCCUGUUCUUUUUUGCUACAUUUGUUUGGUUUUCUUUUUUCCUGUGCGCUUUCGAUUUUGUGGCUAUUUGCGAAAUCGACGAGCAGCGGAGCGAGCGUCUGCGAGCAACAAAAACAACGACAAUGGGAAAUAUGUUAAUUGUUUUUAAUUUGUUUAUCUCUGUGUUGGUGUGAGGCUGCAGCAUCAGCAUCCGAUACAUAUGUGCGUACGUGUUUGUUUGUGUGCAUUUAUUGAGCGUAUGAGCGCGAGUGUGUACCAAUAAUAGUAAAGAAUUAAAGCCCAAAUCAAAAAGGCCAGCCAGUCGCCCAUAUUGUUGUUAUUGUUUUUGCUGUUGCCUCUUCUCUAUUUGUAUCUCUUGACGCAAUUAACGCGACGUGCUGUACAAUUUGUCGAACGGGCGCAACAGCACAAAGGCCUUCUGAUGAGUUUCAAUUGUUUUCAUUAAAAAAAAAAGGGAGAAAAACCAAUCGCACAACUAAUUUUUAUGCACCCCCGCAUACCAUUGACGUCGAUCAACGACACGCCCCGCUACACUUGCUUCCACACUAACAAGGGGAACAAAAACAACUGAAGGCACACGCCCCGCGUAGCGCAGUUCCAACCCCGCCCUACCUACAAAGGUCGUGGCAAUUGAAAUCCCCACAUACACAUAGCCAUGGCCUCCAACAAUUUCGGCAGCAUCGGCGGCAAUAGCGGAUCGGGAGGAGCAGCUGCAGGUGCAGCGGGCAUUGCCAGUGCCGCCAAUUCAGAUCUAUGGCGUGAAUGUGUCGCCUGGCUAACUCGCUGCAAGGUAAUUCCACCCGACCAUAAAGCUGCCCUGCCCGACGCCGAAAUUCGAAUACUGGCAAUGACGCUUCGGGAUGGCGUGCUGCUGUGCAAUUUGGUCAUUCAUCUGGAUCCCAGCAGUAUGGAGGCGCGCGAAUUCAACCGCAAGCCACAAAUGGCACAGUUCCUCUGCUGUAAGAACAUUAAAUUGUUUCUCGAUGUCUGCCACAACCAUUUUGGCAUACGCGACCAGGAUCUGUUUGAACCGACCAUGCUAUACGAUCUGACCAACUUUCAUCGUGUGCUCAUAACUCUUUCAAAACUUUCGCAAUGCCGCAAGGUGCAGCAAAUGCACCCGGAUCUGACCGGUUUCAAUCUACAACUGUCGCCCAGCGAGCGCUCUCAUUCGGAUGAGGCCAUCUACAAGGACUUGCAUUCCACUGAUAUGAAUAAGACUGGCAGCAUUGACGCUUCCGGGUCCUCUUCUACCGAGUAUUACGAUCGCACCUCCCAAAGCGGCUCGCUGUCUGUGGAGGAUGAGAACAGCGAUAUAACUAUUGAGAAUGGUACCGAAGACAUCGACGACUACAUCGAAGACUCCCUAUCGAACAUGUGUGAUACGACAAUUGACAAUGACAGUGCCGGCAUUGUCCACAUCGAAGCAACACAUUCCGUCCACCAUCAAAACAACAACAAUAACAACAACAACUGCAAGCAAACAACAGCCAGAACCAGUUGCAACUUGCGGGCUCUUUCAUUGGACAUGACACUGGACCCAGAAGACGGUGGGGGUAGCACUUCGGUCGCAGUUACGCCCACCCCUGAGAGCGCUGCGAACCACUCCAGCUCCAAGGAGUUACCGCCCAAAAAUGUUCUGCCGUCGCGAACCAGCUCAGGAUCUUCAGGAGCAGCUGGUGGCAGUGGCAGUGGCAGUGGCGGCACGCAUGCCCCGACAAUGCGCCAUGUGUCCAGUUCCUCAUCUACAUCGUCGCUGUUUGUGAGUGAAAGCCAACGGUUGCAGCGCGCCGCCGCUGCUGUCUACAAUUACCGCUCCUCGACGGCCGCAGACCACGAGUACGCAUACAUCAAUGACAUUUACAGUGAAGAUGAUGAGAAAGUCUACGAGGACUUAUGCUACGUCACGUUCCAGUCCAAAGACAAACCAGAGGUUACCACCGACAAUAUUGCAUGCAAUGGAACCGUUUAUGAUCACACCAACACUAAAGAAGAGGAGGUCUACCAAGACUUGUGCGCAUUGCACAGAACGAAUAGAAGCCAGACUACAUCGGCAACUAGUUUUGAGCAACGUGACUAUGUUAUACGCGAACUCGUUGAUACGGAGUCAAAUUAUCUGGAUGUGCUGAAUGCCCUAAAGGCAAAAUUUAUGGCCCCUCUGGAGCGUCAUCUGAAUCCGGAUGAAUUAAAACAAAUAUUUCCACGAAUUCGGGAGUUGGCCGAUAUACACACCAAAUUUCUGGACAAGUUGCGCGAAUCCUUGCUGCCCAACACCGAGCUGAAGAUGGGCCAAGUAUUUCUGAAUUUUCGCGAACCAUUUCUGAUUUAUGGCGAAUAUUGUUCAUGUCUGCUUAAUGCCAUUGACUAUCUGGCCGAUGUGUGUAAAAAGAAUUUGAUCAUCGAUCAGUUGGUGCAGAAAUGCGAACGGGACUACAAUGUGGGAAAAUUGCAGCUGCGUGACAUUUUGUCAGUGCCCAUGCAGCGCAUACUCAAGUAUCAUUUGUUGCUGGACAAACUGGUCAAAGAAACGUCCCCUGCACACGAUGAUUAUCGUUCCCUAGAACGCGCCAAAGACGCCAUGAUCGAUGUCUCGCAAUAUAUAAAUGAAGUAAAGCGUGACUCCGAUCAUUUGGUCAUUAUACAGAAAGUCAAGGACAGCAUUAAUGACCUGCACUUGCUACAGAAUGGCAACGACCUUAAGCAAUACGGCCGCCUCCUGUUGGACGGCGAUCUGCACAUUAAGGCCCACGAGGAUCAGAAAACUAAACAGCGCUAUGCCUUCGUUUUCGACAAGAUUCUCAUAUUGGUGAAACCUCUGAACAUUAAAACUGGCGAUAUGCAGUACACGUAUCACGAUUCACACAAAUUGGCCGAUUAUCGUGUGGAGCAAAGUCACUCACGCCGGACUCUGGGCCGAGAUAAUCGCUUCAAGUAUCAGUUACUCUUUGCACGAAAAUCUGGCAAAACUGCCUUUACACUCUACCUGAAAUCGGAGCAUGAGCGUGACAAAUGGCGCAAAGCGCUCACGGACGCGAUGGAAAGUCUCGACCCACCUGGCUGUCGCAACACAGACCACAAAAUGGAAAUCUACACCUUUGAUGAGCCCACCACGUGUAAACAUUGCUGCAAAUUUCUCAAGGGACGCAUUCAUCAAGGCUAUCGCUGCAAGGUAUGCCAGAUAAAUGUGCACAAGGGCUGCAUUUCCUCGACAGGACGCUGCAAACAGAAUCCGGUUAGCAUACCACCGCCUGUAUGCGAUCGACAACUAUCCGAGUUCAACUGGUUUGUGGGAAACAUGGAUCGAGAGACGGCAGCGAAUCGCCUGGAGAAUCGACGAGUUGGCACUUAUCUGCUGCGUGUGCGUCCCCAGGGAGCGUCCUCGCCACACGAGACCAUGUACGCGUUGAGUUUAAAAACCGAUGAUCAUGUAAUCAAGCACAUGAAAAUUAAUCAGGAGAACGAUGGCGAGUCCAUGCUCUAUUGUUUGUCAUCGCGGCGUCACUUCAAGACUAUUGUUGAACUCGUUUCGUACUAUGAACGAAAUGAUUUGGGCGAGAACUUUGCUGGGCUCAACCAGUCUCUUCAGUGGCCGUUUCGCGAGGUUAUUGCCACCGCCCUUUACGAUUAUGAGCCAAAGGCAGGCAGCAAUCAACUGCAAUUGCGCACCGAUUGCCAGGUGCUGGUCAUUGGCAAGGAUGGCGAUAGCAAAGGCUGGUGGCGUGGAAAAAUUGGUGAUACGGUUGGCUACUUUCCCAAGGAGUAUGUGCAGGAGCAUCCACCAACUAGCGAUGAGCUUUGAUAUUACAAUUAUGAAGUGUAUUUUGAGCCUAAGACGGCGACGCCCACGAGCAACAGCUCCAUGGGCUUAGGCGUAGCCGUCUGUGUGGACGUGGACGUAGAGGUGCGAAGCGAAGCCAUUGCUGAAACGAAUAAUAUAGCUAAUGAGGUUGAGGAGCGUGCCGCUGCUGACAACAAUAAUUGUAGUUAGAACCACAAAAAGUAUGACAUGCCUAGCAAAAAUGUGUAGACAUUAUUGUUGGACUUGUUUAUCAAACAAAUCUUUAGUUAAAUUAAUAUUUUAUGUUUUAUAAAUCAUAUUUUAUAUUAUUUUAAUUUUUUUUUUUUAAUUUUUUGCGUUUGCUCGAAACAUUUGUGCCAACAA
Messenger RNA from Scaptodrosophila lebanonensis, 4638 nucleotides. RefSeq names its product protein vav (gene Vav). The transcript is spliced from 14 exons. Gene Ontology annotation, molecular function: protein binding; guanyl-nucleotide exchange factor activity. The coding region runs from base 1132 to 4275 and encodes 1047 amino acids. Gene Ontology annotation, cellular component: cytoplasm. Gene Ontology annotation, biological process: regulation of GTPase activity; cell migration. The record is from RefSeq and is a predicted model, not a curated record. NCBI's taxonomy places the organism in Eukaryota, Metazoa, Arthropoda, Insecta, Diptera, Drosophilidae.